Molecule: messenger RNA, 3321 nt
Organism: Elgaria multicarinata webbii
Lineage: Eukaryota; Metazoa; Chordata; Lepidosauria; Squamata; Anguidae
Product: ATP-dependent DNA helicase Q5-like
Exons: 11
Coding region: 241-1893 (550 amino acids)
Source: RefSeq, a predicted model, not a curated record
UGUGGCAGUCCUAGUUUCCAAGGAAGUCUGGCUGUGGAUCUGGGCCCAGUCUUCUGACAUACUGGCCCUGUUCAGAAAACACCUUAAACUACGGCUUUAACCACGGUGAGUAAGACUUUUUGCCUUAUUCAUCAUGGUUAAAGCUGUGGUUUAAGGUGUCUUCUGAAAAGGGCCACCAUGAUCUAGUUACUAGAUUAGGACUCCUUGAUAAGAUUUGAAGUCAUUUUACAUGAGUUUCCUAUGCAGUUUCCAACUUUUUCUGGGCUAUUGUUCAGAUAUGAUGAAGACGGUGGGAGUGUGACUGAAGCUAACGAAGACAAUCAGAAAAAAGAAUGGAACAACUUCUAUAAGAAACAAAUGAAUUUGCGCAAGGGAAAAGAACCUGCAAAAGACAACUUUGUCCCUCCAGAUGCUGAUUGUCCUUUGAAGGAUGCAGCCAGCAGGAAAAUAGCCAGAAUCACAGUGAAGGCUAGAGAACACUGCCUGAAGAUGCUGGAAGAAGCACUGAGCAGCAACCAGCAAGCAGUACCAGAGAAAGAUGGCCCAGAUCCUCUAACAUGUGCUGUGGAAAUGGAAUACGAGGCUUUCCAGACCAGUAAGAUGGCAAAUCUGUACAAGGCAACUGUUCUAAAGAAGGUAGCAGAAAUUAAUAAAGCUUCCAAAGACGGGGAACUCUAUUCCACCCUUGCCUUGGGAGUCCAGGGCAGUUCCAAGAUGAAAGCUGAACCAACUGCACCAGUCGAGGAUGAGUUCUUCCAAGCAUCCAAAGUGAAUACGUUCAAACCCAAGAGGGUAGGCAUUGGAUUUCGAAAGACAUCGGGGGUAUUCCAGUCUGCUUCAGAAAUUCUGGCUGCCAAAGAAGAAGAUGUAGUUAAUCCUGUGAAGGAGAUUAGUCCAAACUGGAAGGGAGACUGUAGUGAUGACCCUGAACCUGUGAACAUUGAUAACACACUUGAGAACACGGUGAAAGUGACCAAAGACCCUGAGAAGAAGGGACAGCACAGCACUUCCAAUGCUAUAGCCUCCUUGGAAGUUAGUCCCACCAAAAAGGGCAAAGCUACUAAGACACAGCUGCUGAUGGCAGAAGCAGCUAAGAAAGAAUCUCAGAACAUUGUCAAAUUCUUCUCCAUCCCUAAAGCAGAAUCUAAGGCCUUGGCUGCAGAGUGUGGUGUCGCAGAAGAGGAAAGCAGUUAUCUUAGCGAACUACCUCAGUUCCUGCAUGAGGAGAAAGCAGGGUCUUGGGAAACUGAAAUUGUCUCCAAAGAAGAAAUAGUUAGCUUAUCCCAGAUAAAAGAGCAGGGAUCCGAGAAAACAGAAGGAGGUCUGGAUUUGCAAAGUCAUAGCUCAGGAAUAAAAUCUUCAUGUUCCGGAUCAGCCACUGGAAAACCAAGCAAUAAAUCUUUGGUUGAAGACGAAAUGGCAAACAGUUGUGGAAACCAUAAUGGAAAGAGACCGGGGUCAGCUGAGGACCUGGAGAGCCCUGGUGAAAAAAGGCUACGGAUGAUGGCUAAGUCUCCUAUCUCGUGGCAGUCGGAUGGGGAUACUGGUGGGCUAGCAAAAAAGAAAGUCACUUUCGAUCCAAACUUGUCACAGGUUGAUAAAGAAGGAACAACCAAAAGCAUCCAGCCAACGACAAAGGCAUUAUCACUUAAGGAAACAGCAGAUAUUGUUGUAAAAUACUUAACCCCUUUCUAUAAAAGUGGCAAAUUUGCGUCCAAGGAUCUGUUUAAGGGGUUUGCCCGGCAUCUCUCUCACUUGUUGGCUGCAGACAAGACUCCUCUCCGCAAGACUGUGAAAGAAGAAGCACAGAGACUGAUCAAGAUAUUUUUCAAAACCCGGGGCAAAUGUGAAAAUGAGGCAGACUGGCAGGAACUAACCAGCUUGGAAACAUGACACAUGUAAUGCACCAGUUCUCUCUGCUUCUGUGGUUGCUGGACCCACUUCCCUAGAGGCUUCACUGUAGCUGUGCUUUGUGACAAUAUAAUGGGAGUUCUGGGUGGGGCUCAGCAGAGAACAAGCCUGGGAAAAAUGCCUUUGGUGAUUUCAUCUGCACAACAGACUUUCUCUGUCUUGAGACAAUGCUCUCACAGCCCUGUUAGAUGUCAUAUGAUGGCAAUCCUCUUUGCUUCUUUUAGCAAAUACAAAGAGACUGGAACUAUUGGGCUAGGAAUCCUUUUGUUACUGAAGAUUCUCCCAUCCCACCCCAAUCUUUUAAUAUGGAUUUUACCAGCACCAUCUUUAAAUAGCAGAAAUAUACCUGGGUUACUCAGGGUCACUGUGCUGUGGGAGCAAGUUUAUAUAGGGUACAGUUACUUUGGAGAAAACUGUUUAGUUUGACAUUGGGAGACUGGAAGAGUUGUUUUAGCCAGGUCCCUUUUUGAUUUUUGUUGUUUUAAGAUGUUGUCAUUUUCCUUUUAUUCUGUAAAGUGUCCUCUUGCACUAGAAUAAAAAUGUAAGCCCCUACACUCCGCAACAAGAAUGAGAAGUGUUGGCAGGGACAGCGCUCUGACAGAAUCUUCUCCCUGUUGGUAAUACAGUGUAGAUUAAAGUAUAUUAAGGGCAUAACUAAAGAUAGCAUUAACACGAGUAUAACAGCAUCCAGGUAACUAUCCUUUAAAACAAAAAAGCUGCUUUGGUAGGAGGUGAUUUGGCUUAAUGCACUAUGGGGGAGGGUUGUUGGUGCUUGACCCUACCCCUGCCUGCUGCUUUAUUGCUCCAAAUUGCCACUCCAACUACUCUGCCCGGGCAUGAGAUUUCAAAUGCAUGUUUGCUGGCAUCCAUCCUCUGCCUGUGGCCAUCAGGUUUGUUAUUUGGAAUUUAUUUUUAAGGAGAAAAUGGUGUUAAUUUUUUCUUUCUUCUGCUUCUCCAUGGCUGGAUGGCAUGUCCUUAUUUAUAGGAGCAGGAAUCAUCAGACCCUUUCAUUUAUAAAUGCCAUUAGCUAACCCAACAUGUUUAGCUAGGAGUUUUACCUUUCUGUGAAAUCUCAGGAAUAAAUAUAGGCCAUGGGCUAAUACCCACUCACCACUCCAAAGAUUCUGUUGUCAGUUUCCAAUGUAUAUAUUCCCUUUUUGUGCACCAAAUAGCUGUGUCUAAAUGGUGAUAUUUAAAGAGGCAAGGGCACCUCUGUCUGAUCUAUUUGCAUGAACAACUGCAGUUGCAAAUGGGAAGGCCUAAUAUUAAGGAAAAUUGCCAUUGCAGUGUUGUUAUACUUUAUGUAAUAGUGUAUUACUUUGCAUUACAUUGCAUUUCUGUGUGCAUAUGGAAUAAGCCCAAAUGAUCUGAGCCCUUACAUAUGUUAUUGACAUAUGAUUUCAGUGGGUU